Messenger RNA from Austrofundulus limnaeus, 3553 nucleotides. It is a transcript of the gene matr3l1.2, whose product is annotated as matrin 3-like 1.2. The record is from RefSeq and is a predicted model, not a curated record. Gene Ontology annotation, cellular component: nucleus. Lineage: Eukaryota; Metazoa; Chordata; Actinopteri; Cyprinodontiformes; Rivulidae. Gene Ontology annotation, molecular function: RNA binding; zinc ion binding.
UUGUCUUUCUGUUUUAUGACACAUAAACUAUCCAAAUCAGUGUUUUUGUGUUUCCAGUUCCAGGUCAAUGGUGCAGUUCGUCUUCCGGUCCAGAAGGCGGCGCUGAAACAGUCCAAACCUCAUCUGUCGUUGUUCUUUAGUAGCUGUGUUUUUGCAUCGCGCUGGAGGCUUUCUUCUGUCUUUAUCAACUCUGCGAAGUCCGAAGAGGAGUGCUCCACCCUCACUUUGACAUUUCCUCGUCCGCCGAGUCUCUUUGCCGCCUUCGGUCUUGCCUCCACCUGUUGGUGUUUAUAUCUCGGGGCGUCAGGAAGUGUUCUCUUGAACUUCGACAUGAGCGAGCAGCAGUCCGGACGGAUGAUGGGGGGCGGCGGAGGCGGAGCUCAUCUUGGCGGCGCCAUGAAGCUGUUUAGCAGUUUGGGGCUGACGCCCUCCGACCUGAACAUUCUGGCUGAAAUCCCCGAAGACGAGAUCACGGUGGAGACGCUGCCGAGCAUCCUCAUGCAGCUCAAGGGCCGCAAGGCGGCUUCGGGAGACAGGGGGGCGUCGUCCUCGGAUGUUUCAUAUCAAGGAGGCGGGAACAGGUGGGACUCCUCCCCGGGUCCGGGCUCGUCCCGGGCCCAGGCCUCCUCGGACUUUGGUUUCAGCAGCUCCAUGUCGGACGGCUCCUCCAGCCGGGGAUUCGGUUCUAGUUACGGCGGCGGCGGCGGAGAGGGGCGGUCAGAGAGGCUGUAUUCUGAGCUUUCCCACCAAACGUCGUACGGUGGGCUCGGCAUGGGGACGCUGAUGUCGGACCCCGUCUUUAUGCAGCGGAGGAUGGACACCCCGUCCAGCGGAAAAGUCCAGGACUUCUUGGGAGUGGCUCCCUCCAUGUUCCCUCACGUGUGCUCUCUUUGUAACUAUGACGUUCAUUCUUCUCUGGAGUGGAACCAACACGUCAAAGAUCUCCGACAUGUUGAGAACAAACGACGUCUCCUGGACAUGUAUCCAGACUGGAAACCUGGGAUGGCUUCGGGGAGGAGCGGGGGGCACAGGGACACCCCCAACCUGUCCCCAGGCCUGCUGGGACCACCCCCCUUGUCUUCAGGUUUCUCAGGCGGGAUGUCCUCCAGCUGGGGAGACGGCCGCGGUCUGUCUGGAAACAAACUGGUUCAGAACACGAGGCGGAGCAAAGUGGUGGUGGUGAAGUACGACAGGAAGCCUUUGAGCAACAAGACUCUGUUCGCCCUCGCCGAGAUGUUCGGCACCCUCAGAGAACACCUGAUCCUUGACAAAAAGGCCUUCCUGGAAAUGGACACUCAUGAAGAAGCUCUGGACAUGGUGAAACACUACAAACAGAACCCGACCUCUCUGUACGGCAAACCCAUCACCUUCUACCUGUCCCAGAGYCUGAUGGUCAUUGAGAAAGAUCCGAUGCGCAGGAGGACCAUGGACCGSCCUGUUCGGGAGCUCAAAAGUCAAGGCAGCAAAGUGGUUUUCUUCUCCCGCCUGCCCAGRGAGGAGCACAAGAAGAGGGAGCUGCUGGUCGUCGCUGAGCGCUUCGGCGUCGUGGAGAAAUACCUGUUUCUAAAAGAACAGGCCUUCGUCCAGCUGGGGACAGAGGAGGACGCAGACAUGCUGGUCAAGUAUUACAGCAGGAACCCGCUCAUCUUGGACGGACGCAGCGUCAACCUCAACAUCUGCGAAAAAUACAAAACCCUCAAUGUGAGCCACAGGUACGUCUCUCAGAACUGGAGGAGCAGCCRACCAGAACCCUCCCACUCCAGAACCUCCAAGUCUUCAUCCAGCAGCCGGGACGAGAAGGAGGAGGAGAGAAGGAAGAAAAGGAAGAGGGACGUGGAGACUAAGGAGGAGAAAAAGGAGGAGAAAAAGAAAGUGGAGAAAAGGGAGGUGAAGAACCAGGAGGAGAGGAAGGUGAUAAAAGAGGAUAUCAAGGAGAAGACUGAGGAGAAGCCUGCAGCGGAGGAGGAGGAAGAGGCCGAGGAGGCGUCUGAAGUGUUGCAGGGAGGAGAGGAUGAAGAGGAAGAUGCGGAGGAGGAUAAAGAGGUGGAAGAGAAAGAAGAGGAAGAGAAGGAGGACAAAGAUCAGGAGGAGCCAGAGAAAGCUGAGUCUGUGAAUGAAAAAGAGGAGGAGCAAGAGGAGGUUCCUGUCGAGGAUGAUGUCACAGCUGGGGGCGGGGCCACACAGGAGGAGGGGCCAGAGSGACAAACUGAAGUGACAGAAACCGAAACUCCAACUGACGAAGACAAAGAUGAAGAACCUGCCGGAGAGAGCUGUGAGGCGGAGCCAGAUGAAGACCAACCUGAAGACCAACCUGAAGACCAGAUGGAUCAGGACUUCCAGGAGAACCUGGAGGACUUUGUCACGCUGGACGAACUGGAAGAAGAUGAAGGCGAAGGUGACAAAGACUCAGAUUCUACAGGCCUACAUCCAGUUUGAGGAGGAGGCGCAGGCGAUAGCCAUGCACAAGUUUUACAGCAGGCAAGUGAUCGCCACGGUUUGCGGCCGCCCGGUGAAGAUCGCCCGAUCCAUGUGCUACCCCACCAUCCGGACUGGAACCAGCAGGGUCGUGUACAUCGGUCAGCUUCCCAGCCUCGGUAAAUACACAGAUGAAGAAGUCCUGAAGCUGGCCGAGCCGUUCGGAAGUGUCCGGAAAUACUCCCUGCUCAGGCGGAGGAGAGAGUGCUUCAUCGAGAUGGUCAAACCAGAAGAUGCUGAGAAGAUGGCCGAAGCGAGUAAAGAGUCGCCGCUGAAGCUUCAGGGACGCCGCCUGCUGGUCUACGUGAGCAGGAAGUACCAGGUGCUCCGCAACAGUUUUCAGUAUCCAAACGCGGCAAAGAGGUCGAGCAGCAGGUCGCCACCACGAUCCCCCCAACCCUCCGAUGAGCCGCCGGCCAAGAAACUGAAGGAGGCGGAGCCAGAGGAGGAGGAGGAGGAGGAGCAAAGAACAGAAAACGCUGCCGAAGAACUUCCAGAAGCUUCUGAGGAGAAAAAAAUGGAUGCUGCUGCUGAGGUCAAAGAUCAACAGGAAGAGAUCAAUCAGGAACCGAAGGAGGAGGACAUGGACACGUCCAAUCAGAAUGAACAAACAGAGGCUCCGCCCCCUGCUGAUGUUAAACCCCGCCCGGCGUCUCUGCCGCUGCCGCCGUACGACCCGGAGGUCCCCAUCGGUGUGGAACACGUGAAGAUGGGCUACUACUGCCGCAUCUGUUUCCUGUUUUACUCCAACAAAGACACGGCCAUGAAGAGCCACUGCAGCAGCCAGGCGCACUACGACAAGCUGCAGAAACACCUGGAGAAGGAACAAACAAAAGCAACAAAGAAGAAAGUGAAGACUGCAGCGUGAGACACGAUGAUGRCGAUGAUUUUUCUUCUUCUCAUUUUUAAUUUUUUUUGUGAGAUGUAAAAUUAUAGUUCAAGAAAAAAAAACAAUUACUGUCCGGGCUCUGUCUACAUCCUGGAACAUGAUAAAACAUGAAGUAGUUCCUGUUCACUGCUGAAUGUCGGCUGAUUUGUGUUUAGAUUUUACAGAAUAAAGCGUUUUAUUAAAACGUGA